Molecule: messenger RNA, 3877 nt
Organism: Zophobas morio
Lineage: Eukaryota; Metazoa; Arthropoda; Insecta; Coleoptera; Tenebrionidae
Exons: 12
Coding region: 398-3334 (978 amino acids)
Source: RefSeq, a predicted model, not a curated record
AAUGUUGACAUGAAUGGGACGGGAAUGGGAAGUAAGGUUGGGAUUCAUGUCCAGUGCACUUGUAAUAUAACGAAAUAACGUUUUUACCAUUUACGAGUCGACGUAGGAGUGUUGGUAGUGAUGGAUGUGUAACCGUAACCCGCAUGUUAUAACACGCACUCGAACGCAUAUAACCCUAAAAGUUAGUGCAUACAACCAACGACAAUUGGUUACCUGUUUGGUGUUUAAUUUAAUUGUUCGUUAAUUGUCAUGUGCAUGUGAAUAUGUUUUAUAUGGAUCGGUUUGCGACUUCGAAAAUUCGAAAAGCACCGUUUGGAAGGGUUAUUACCAGAGAUUUUAAUUUGUUGGAAGGUCCACAAUUUUUCUUGUUUCGAAGAGAAACGUCUGCUGAAAUCCCAUGGGGCAAUGUAUGUCGCGUAAGGCCGCAGGUGCUUUCGCAGCUUCUGCAGCCGCUGCCCACAACAGACCCGCCAAGAUGCACAAGCAUGCACAAAUACAGAGUCCGGGCGACGAGGACAAAGACCUGCCGAAAAAGCCCCCCCUCCACAGCAAAGGCGUCGCGACGUCUUUCGGUUUCAAGCGUCGUCCCACCACCGCGCCGUCGAUUGCAUCCAACUCGAAUGCAGCUCGGCGGCUUGCCAACGCGGAUAUCAUAGACAGAAAUGGCAACGGACACAGUGACACUGAACCACUUACCGCGAACAUAGCGCCUACCGCCCGUUCGACGCCGAGGCUGAUGCCCCCGAAGAAGGAGGGCAUCGCGACGAGAGUCAAUCGGUUCGGCUUCAGACAACCCCAGGCCAACAGGCUGCAUAAAGUUUCCGAUUUGAACAACGCCCCCAUCGAGUUGUGCAACAAUAACGUUGCCAGGGUGAAGAGCAACUCCGCCAACCAGAAGGGCAAGGGGGUGGUGGGCGUGGUGGUGGACAGUAACAAGAAUAGGAUGACGAAGAACGGGAUUAGUCCGCCGCAGGCCGAAAAAUUCAUGCUCCAGUCGACCCAACUCCCCCGCCCUGAACCCAUCCGCGUCAUAGAAACCAAAACCGCCAAAACCCUCGCAAACAACAACCGCCGAAUAGCCUACCACGAAGACAACUCCUCCAAAGAGGGCUCUUUAACCGAAGACUCCGGCGUCGGCAGCCAAUUCAGCGCCGAAACCAUGCCCGGCGUGGAACGCUUAAACUCCUCCCCGACCUACGGCGCCCGCCGCAGUUUCCACAAAACCCGGAACCUCGAAAUCGUCAAAUCCGGCAACACCUUCGACGUGCGAGACCUCGACGACUCGUCCGAAAGUUGCGCGCCUUUGCCUCAGUUGCCUAGUGCUUUCAGCACAGCGGACAAUUCCCGUGGGAACUUCUACACCUCCGGUUUCGUUCGCGAGAAAGCUCGGGAGUACCAGAGGCACCUCGACGACAACAGGCGGAAAAUUUCGGUGACGUCGUCGGAGGGUUUCAGCGACGACUACGCCGACGAGGAGAAAACGUUCAAGGAUAAGUUUAGGAGCGAGAAAACUUUCAUAAAGUCGAGCGCGCACAAGUUCCUGAAGUCGAAGCCGGCGGUGAAGGACGAUUCGAGUCCGCCGAGCUCGGACGAGCACGAGUGGGCACAUGGGGGCGAAGCCAUGGCGGACGAAGUGAGUUUUUCGAUAAGUUCGAGCGACGAGAGUAAAGAGAAGGACCAACCUCCUGUAAAUACGGUCCCGGAUAUCGCGGCGACCAUCCAGAAUUUGAUGAACGCGUCCUUGAACUCCCCCAAGGAUAUUAAGAGCAUGUUGUUGACAAUCGAGGAUCCGAAAUUCGCCGCUGUUGCCGCCGCCAGUAAUUCGAGCUUGAUGCUGGACGACGAAACGUCGCCUGUUGAUAGUUUGAUCAGUUACUCAGAGUCUGAAGAAAUACUCAAGAAGAAGCUAAACCGAAGCUCUUCUAAUUCUAAAGAUAUUAACGAGAAGCUAACUCCUCCGAGUCCUGGAACCCCCACGAACAUUUCGAACUCGUUGUCGUUGUCAGACGGGAAAGACGACUUUCUGAUUGAUGACGAAAUUGCCGAUCAGCCGGCCCUGGUUUUUGAAGACACUCUAGUAGCAACCAAUGACGGGUUCAGCAUUUCCCAAAAUAACUCAGAAAGUACCAACACAAUGGUAGACUCCACCCCGAAACCCAAAAGACGGACUUUUUUGGGGGUUGAUGGGAGUCCAAUCUCCUCAAGGAAGAAAAAAUCGCUCCAUAGUAGAACCGGCUCUUUAGACACUUUAUCACCAUGUGAGAGCAUCGCCAGCGACGACUUGAUGAUGGACUACGACUACAGUCAAAGCAGUGGCGUGGAGGACGACAAGAACGACAACCAUAAUCACGGUUUUCUCUCUUUGGACGACACCCUGAUAAGAAAAGCGGAACUUGAUGAUAGUGGAGGCUUGCGCGACUGGGCGAGUUUGCUCGGGAAUUACACAUCGGAAAAAAACUCAAAGAGUAAUGCGAGCAAAACGACGCGCUUGCUCUGGUCUAGAACCGGCACGCCGAACUCAGUUCCUGAUUCGCCAAAAUCCGUAGACAGCAAGUCGACUGCCAGAUCGCGACAUUCCGUCACCAGCAGCCCCCUUCGACUCUCCAAAGGUGUUCCUUUAUCGGCGGGAUACGACUCCGACGAUUCCAUCCGAUUAGAUAGGGCGAGUCACUCCGCAAUGAAACAGGACAUUAUGAGCAUUAAAACCAUGCUCCUCAAGCUCAGACGCGUGUUAAACGAGCAGCCAGACGAAGAUAUUUUGUUGAGGUCCGAAACUCACAUUCCAUUUGAUGGUCAGUUAGCGCUGACGAAUGGUCUCUUCAAUGGCCUAUGCUCUUCGGGAGAUGACGCACAAAGCGACGAAGCGAACGAUAACAGGCUGGAGUUGGCCGAGUUGAGGCGGCAAGUGCUGUUCCUGCAAGGACAAUUAGAAGAUAAGGAAAAGACUGUGUUAGAACUGCAGGAACAGAUGGUCAAGCUUACGACGGAUAAUUUUACCUCUAAUUCGGCGCCCGCAUCGACGGUUGCGGCCGAAUACGCCACCUGUAACGCUGCCACCCAGACAGAAAGGAUUCGUCCAAUAUCAGCUGGUCCUUCCUUGCUUAAUGGCUCGCCGACUGAUGGUAGCAGCGUUGGAUCUCUAGUCAGUGCGAAUGAAUCUCCCCAACAAAGAAGAUCUCGUCCCCUCCUCCAGACCGAUUGCCAGGCGAAGAAACCAUCAUCAAAACUGUGGAGGAAACCCGGAGAGCCCCCAUCGCCCCAACGUUACACCGGUCAUUCAUCAAUUCCACGCCGUGCAAAUAGUCGAACUAGAACGCCUUCUUUACCAUCGUGAUAUUCAAAUAUUUUGCUUUUAAUUUAGUAACAAAUUCUUGGGGAAGUGCGCAUCGAUGAUUCUCCACUAAAUUAAGUGAGAUCGAGACAGAUUUUUUUAUUUUCAUAUUGGGCGUAGUGCAAGCGAGCUUUGGUGCGCACGUCUUCAGCUUUUUAAAUUAUUUUUGUAAAUAAUUUAUAUGUACUUAAGACUAAACAUUUUUGACUGUGAUUAUUUCGUUGUGUUAUUGGAGAGUAGAGUUGUGUAGGUGUAACAGGCUUUUAGUAUGAUGCUUAUUUUUUUCAUGGUUUAAUUUUUUCAAGUGUCAGUACAGUUUUGAAGGUGUGUGACUCACUGCGAUAAUGAAAUUUGAUCUAAUUACCUAAUACAGAUAAAUAUAUAAUAAUUAGAAAGAGGAAAAUUAUAACCUAACGUUUAAAAAUUAAUCUUCUUGUUUUUGUCAAUUUGGAAUUGUUUUGACAAUAUUUCAGCGAUUAUAAUUAGGUGAUAUUUGAAAUUUAUUUAUUGUUACUCCUUACUAAGUAUUACUACUACUAGUGUAAU